UAGGGCCAGUUCUUUCCCAGAACACUUUGUGACUGAGUAGGAAGUGGUGUGCUUUUAAUUAAAGGGAUCGUUCUAUAUCAUGCGCAGAGUAAGCAGCCGGCCGUGCCAGGAUGAGCCUCUGCCUGAGGAGCAAGAGACGGAAGGAGAAAGGCAGCUUCACAACCUGCUGCGGCAACAGCUGGACACCACCGUCAACAUUGAUCAGUGUGUAGCCAAGAAGAGGUGCUUCGCCCCAGCAGCCCUGUACAAGCCCUUUGGAGAUCAAGCUUCCGGAGUAAGGAGUCUGACCCAGUUUCGGUCUCUGCAGGAUGGGGAGGAAGAGCAGGCCAGCCUGCGGGAGCUGGGCCUCAGUGAGGUCGAGAUUGGAUUGUGGCAGAGCAGAGACUCCCAGGGAAAGGUAGAGAAGAGUCGGGGGCUGAGCGUGGAUCCCGGGGCGAAGCGAGACCGGCUGAGAGUCAUCGAGGAGAAGAUCACACAGCACCAGGAGAUCCUGUCCCUUCCACAGAGAUUCGCAGGGAGCCGGGGGCUGAGUCGGAGAGAGAUGGAGAUUGAGAAGGCUAUGUUCCAGGGAGGAGACCGGCACGGCUUCCUCAGGGCACUCUACCACCAGGAUGAAAAAAUCAAGGCUGCACAAGACCAAAAACUAGACACCAUUUACAAAGAUCUACUCAGUGGGGCAGAAAAUAAACCCUCUUCAGAUAUUGAGAAAGAAGGGGAGCACCCUACCAGUGACAACAGCCAGUCAAUCACACCCCUGGAGGUACUGCCUUUGAGCGUUCUCUCGGAGAGUGAUCCAAGCAACCCCAGCCAAUCGGAGACUCGGGGCAAAGGACUGGAUAGUUCCAGAAGCCUCAGUGUAAGCCAGCCAAUCGGCAAACUGUCAAGCAGCAUAACAGAAUCCCCGGUAAAGGUGACGGGGGCAGUGGAGUCAAUCUCGGAGGAGGAGAUCAGAGGGAACAGACAGACUGUAGAGGAGAUACGACAGAUCCCCAGGUUUCAGAACUACCAGCAAGGGGAGCCCUCAAAGGUGCUGUGUUUGAAGAACCUGAGUCUGUGUGCCAAGCUUGCCCACCUCGUCUCGCUCUUCUAUCGAUUCCAGACCCCGGGUGAUCCUCCGCUCCUCUAUCGCCUACUGACAGGGCGCCUCAAGGGCCAGGCCUUCAUAACCUUCCCUGACUGUGAGACGGCCACAAGGGCUCUGGACCUGGUGAAUGGGUACUGUCUGAUGGGGAAGCCGAUUGUCAUUGAGUUUGGAAGAGGCCGAACAGAACAGCAGUGAUGUUCCUCUCUCUUUCUGAGACUCGCGCCAGCCCUGUGUACUGGCUCACAGUCCACUGAGAGAAGAGACACAGAUCCCUGGCUCUUUGUGGAUAGAAGAUGUCCCUCUCUUGGUCAGAAAUAAGCAGAAAGAAUCCUAGUUUCCCACACAGUGUUUCUGUGCUGUUAUGGGUUAGAUUAACAAAGAGGCCUCAUCUGCUUUCUCCAUGGCUGAAACCUCUUUCAUAUUUGUAGCUGCCUUCAACCUGGCCAGACAACUUAGUUCAAAACUGAAUUUUGCCAGGCAACUUUCUGUAUGAGCCAGAGGGACUGCAAACAACAUAUACUGUCUGUUGUGCUCUUUGACUCCUGUAUGAAAUCACUUCCUGAGUUGCCAGUUAGACCCAUUUGAUAGAGUCUCCUACCUGACUCAGUUUGAAAUGGUGCAUUUAAGAGUGCAAGUAAAAACAUGCAUAGGAAGUAAUACUUCUGAACCCUCCCUCCUAGACACAGCCUCUGCUGCGAUUGGAUAUUACAGUUAGAUUAACAACUCGGCCAUCAGCAUAAGGGGGACCUCUUUAGUACUGAGCUCCAUGCUCCGAACAGUGUAACUAUCUUGGAAAUGGAAAUGAUCUAAACUUCUGAGUUUUGGAAAGUCACUAGGAUGUGAUGACUGAAACGGAAAAUAAUAUACAAAGUGAAUCUAAACAAGAACACAAUAGUUAAGAUAUUUCAUACCAUUACCAAAGUGAAUCCAUUCUGGGUAUAUUUUUUAUUUACUGUAUAUUUAUAAUUGUAUAUAUGUUUUACUGUAAACUAUGUAGGUAGCUGUUGUGUUGUUUUUAUUUCUUUCUAAUAUGUACAUAACUGGUUUCUUUAUUAAACAACCUAAACAGAAUAAAGUGCAUUUCAAGUCAUAAUCUUAUUGUAUCCUGGCAGAGGUUUCACCUAAUAGCAGAACUAUAUUCUGGUGGUUGAGGGCAAAACUGCUCCCUUAUAUCACCUUAUCUUUAUGAUAAAGAUUGUUGUGUUCUUUUCCUGUUUUGUCUCAGAGAAAAAUGGGUGCAUUCAGUAACAGAUCAACUCAGAUCACCUAUGAACUCUGCCCUAUAGUGCUCUAAAAAAUCAUAUAAUUACCUGCGUAAAGUUAUUUAGUACCUAGUGUUACAAGUAAGCCAUAUUCUCAAACAGAGAAAUCCAUACUUAGAUAUAUCUGAGAGUGGCCAGAGAGCAUCCUUUAAAUUGAUUAUAGCUAACAAAAUAGUUUCAUAAUCCUUGCCAGUUCUGCACUUGCAUUCAUUUUAUGUACAGUAUAUGUCUGGAAUGUGCUGUUUUUAAAUAAACGUGUGGUACUACAAUAUGCUAAAGAA
This is a messenger RNA of Acipenser ruthenus (sterlet), 2627 nucleotides long. RefSeq names its product RNA binding motif protein 41 (gene rbm41). The transcript has 7 exons. Gene Ontology annotation, biological process: mRNA splicing, via spliceosome. Bases 80 to 1279 code for a protein of 399 amino acids. The record is from RefSeq and is a predicted model, not a curated record. Lineage: Eukaryota; Metazoa; Chordata; Actinopteri; Acipenseriformes; Acipenseridae. Gene Ontology annotation, cellular component: U12-type spliceosomal complex. Gene Ontology annotation, molecular function: U12 snRNA binding; pre-mRNA intronic binding.